GAGGGGGAGGUUAGCUGGUCAGCACUCUCAUCCGAUGAUGUUUCCCGGCAAUAACAUCAACUCAAUAAUCAACUUGAAGAUUUUGGAAACUUUGAAUAGACAGCUGCUCUUACCCACUUUUAUAAUCUUCAACUCUUUGUUUCUUUCUGACGGCUGCUCAUUCAUUGCUCCUUACCACCUGUGUAAUUGAUGGCACGCAUUUUUUAUGAGGAAGAAGCAGUGAAUGAAGUGUGGUAAUAAUACCAAUAACAUAGGAGAACAUCGACUGUUUCAUGGGCAACGCAUGCCGUGGAUAUUUCAAAGGAGAAUUAUUUCAGGGCAUUCAGCCCCACGAUCAAUCUACCUCCAAGCGCAACACAAAUUCCUCUGACCGCUCCAAUUCCGAUCAUUCCCCUUCCAGCCUCACCACUGCCAGCAAUUUCUCCAAAGAUAACUCCAAAAGAGAGAACCAUUUACCUGCCAUGAGCCCCACUAAGAAAGAUACCAUUAUGAGACGGAAUCCUGACACCCAGGCUUACUAUGUUCUUGGCCAUAAGACUGCCAACAUUCACGAUCUUUACACACUAGGUCGUAAACUAGGACAAGGACAAUUUGGUACUACCUACCUAUGCACCGAGAUAGCCACGGGCAUUGAGUUUGCUUGCAAAUCCAUCUCCAAGAGGAAAUUGAUCUCUAGAGAGGAUGUGGAUGAUGUUAGAAGGGAGAUUCAGAUAAUGCACCAUUUGGUUGGUCACAAGAACAUUGUGACAAUUAAAGGCGCAUAUGAGGAUCCCUUGUAUGUGCAUAUCGUGAUGGAGCUUUGUGCUGGUGGUGAAUUGUUUGAUAGAAUUAUCCAGAGGGGCCACUACAGUGAGAGGAAAGCAGCUGAGUUGACAAAGAUCAUUGUCGGGGUUGUUGAGGCUUGUCAUUCCCUAGGGGUUAUGCAUAGGGAUUUGAAGCCAGAGAAUUUUUUGUUGGUUAACAAAGACGAUGAUUUCUCUCUCAAAGCCAUUGAUUUUGGACUGUCUGUAUUCCUCAAACCAGGUCAAGUUUUCACUGACGUGGUUGGUAGUCCUUAUUACGUUGCCCCGGAAGUCCUUCUCAAGCAUUAUGGGCCAGAAGCAGAUGUGUGGACAGCAGGGGUGAUUUUGUAUAUAUUGCUUAGUGGUGUACCACCUUUUUGGGCAGAAACACAGCAGGGAAUAUUUGAUGCUGUUUUGAAGGGACAUAUCGACUUUGAUUCAGACCCAUGGCCCCUUAUAUCGGACAGUGCAAAGGACCUUAUAAGGAAGAUGCUAUGCUCUCAGCCUUCACGACGUUUGACUGCUCAUGAAGUGCUAUGUCAUCCUUGGAUUUGUGAAAAUGGAGUUGCUCCUGACAAGGCACUAGAUGCAGCUGUGCUUUCUCGUCUGAAAACAUUCUCUGCGAUGAACAAAUUAAAGAAAAUGGCUUUGCGGGUAAUAGCGGAAAGCCUCUCUGAGGAAGAGAUUGCUGGAUUGAGAGAAAUGUUUAAGGCAAUGGAUACUGAUAACAGUGGUGCAAUCACAUUCGAUGAACUCAAAGCUGGUCUACGAAGAUAUGGCUCACAAAUGAAUGAUACAGAGAUACGAAACCUUAUGGAUGCGGCUGAUGUGGACAACAGUGGGACCAUAGACUAUGGAGAAUUCAUUGCUGCAACCAUCCAUCUUAACAAACUAGAACGUGAGGAACAUCUAAUGGCAGCAUUUCAAUACUUUGACAAGGAUGGAAGUGGAUAUAUUACAAUUGAUGAGCUUCAGGCAGCUUGUCAUGAACAUAACAUGCCUGAUGAAUUACUUGAGGAUAUCAUCAGAGAGGUUGAUCAAGAUAAUGAUGGAAGGAUUGAUUAUGGGGAAUUCGUUGCGAUGAUGCAAAAAGGAAAUGCCGGUAUUGGUAGACGAACUAUCCGAAGCAGUCUGACCAUGACAAUGAUAGAUGCACCAGGUUGUACUGCAAAGCCUUCUGAGUGAGGAUGCUUAGCACGAAAGCCUCAAGAAGCAGUUUUGGACAUCCUGGCCUGGAGGUUUCCCACUUGAUCUGUUGCUGAAAUAUGUGUGUGCAUUUGUCAGUUGUAUGACUUGAGAGUUGGUAAAUGAAUCUUUGGUUGGUAACUUUUAGGUGCUUUAUUUGAAGCUUCCUAUUGAUUUUUGAAGUAAAAGAGAAAAGAAAAAAAUGUUCUGAACUACUGA
Molecule: messenger RNA, 2186 nt
Organism: Tripterygium wilfordii
Lineage: Eukaryota; Viridiplantae; Streptophyta; Magnoliopsida; Celastrales; Celastraceae
Product: calcium-dependent protein kinase 26-like
Exons: 9
Coding region: 273-1967 (564 amino acids)
Biological process (GO): intracellular signal transduction; protein autophosphorylation; peptidyl-serine phosphorylation
Cellular component (GO): cytoplasm; nucleus
Molecular function (GO): calmodulin binding; calcium-dependent protein serine/threonine kinase activity; calcium ion binding
Source: RefSeq, a predicted model, not a curated record